Molecule: messenger RNA, 309 nt
Organism: Cryphonectria parasitica EP155
Lineage: Eukaryota; Fungi; Ascomycota; Sordariomycetes; Diaporthales; Cryphonectriaceae
Product: ankyrin
Exons: 1
Molecular function (GO): protein binding
Source: RefSeq, a predicted model, not a curated record
GCUGCAGGUGCCCCACAUGCGGAAUGUAUCAGGCUGCUUCUUAGAACAGGAAGAGCAGAUGUCAAUUCAGAAGACUGUAAUGGUCGAACUCCGCUUUGGUAUGCUAUUGAGCGAGGACAUAAAGAGAUUGUUCAACUGCUUCUUCGAACAGGAAAUAUUAAUCCUGAAUUGAAAGACGAACGAGGUCGAACACCGCUUUCACAUGCUAUCCAUAAAGGAAAUACGGAGAUCCUUCAGCUGCUUCUUCAAACAGGAAAUAUUGAUCCUGAAUUGAAAGAUGAACGAGGUCGAACACCGCUUUCAUAUGCU